Messenger RNA from Cygnus atratus (black swan), 3386 nucleotides. RefSeq names its product BR serine/threonine kinase 2 (gene BRSK2). Gene Ontology annotation, molecular function: protein serine/threonine kinase activity; ATP binding; tau-protein kinase activity. The record is from RefSeq and is a predicted model, not a curated record. Gene Ontology annotation, biological process: microtubule cytoskeleton organization; intracellular signal transduction; protein phosphorylation. The transcript has 20 exons. Gene Ontology annotation, cellular component: cytoplasm. The coding region runs from base 332 to 2359 and encodes 675 amino acids. Lineage: Eukaryota; Metazoa; Chordata; Aves; Anseriformes; Anatidae.
CUCUCCCUUGAACAGCUCCUAGAGAGAACAAGGCGUGUGGAGCUCAGAUCACCAGCAUCAUGCUCCUUGGGCUUGGAUCAUAGAUCCCCCUCUUUGAACGGUAAAAUAACUCCUUCGUCCAUCAGCGUCCCAGACAGAUCCUGCGAGAGAACGCACACGUGAGAGAGAAAGAAAAGAAAGAGGAGGAAGAGAAAAAUCUGCGACCAAGUGGACUAAAGCAAAGAGAGUGCUUUGCUUGCACAGCUGCAAAGUGGGAAUUUAAAGAACUGCAGAGAGAGAAAUUCCAGCUCAUCAGCACAUACACAUUGCAGAAUUACAGAUCCAGGUAGAAAUGACAUCAACAGGGAAAGAAGGCAGCGGAGCUCAACAUGCACAAUAUGUUGGACCCUAUCGUUUGGAGAAAACCCUAGGAAAAGGACAGACAGGGCUUGUGAAGUUGGGGGUUCACUGUGUCACAUGUCAGAAGGUCGCGAUAAAAAUUGUCAACAGAGAGAAGCUCAGCGAGUCGGUGCUAAUGAAGGUGGAGCGGGAAAUAGCCAUCCUGAAGUUGAUAGAACAUCCCCACGUUUUAAAGCUGCAUGAUGUUUACGAAAAUAAAAAAUAUUUGUAUUUGGUGCUAGAACACGUGUCAGGUGGGGAGCUCUUUGACUAUCUUGUAAAAAAGGGAAGAUUGACACCAAAAGAAGCCAGGAAGUUCUUCCGACAAAUCAUCUCUGCUUUAGACUUCUGCCAUAGUCAUUCAAUAUGCCACAGGGACUUAAAACCAGAAAACCUACUGCUGGAUGAAAAGAACAACAUCCGGAUAGCAGACUUCGGAAUGGCAUCGCUGCAGGUUGGGGACAGCUUGUUAGAAACCAGUUGUGGAUCACCACAUUAUGCCUGCCCUGAAGUUAUCCGGGGAGAAAAAUACGAUGGAAGGAAAGCAGACGUCUGGAGCUGUGGAGUCAUUUUAUUUGCGUUGCUAGUGGGUGCCCUGCCGUUCGAUGACGACAACUUGAGGCAGCUGUUGGAGAAGGUGAAACGUGGAGUGUUCCACAUGCCACAUUUUAUCCCCCCAGACUGUCAGAACCUCUUGCGGGGGAUGAUUGAAGUGGAUGCCUCGAAACGUCUCACGCUAGAACAUAUUCAGAAACACAUAUGGUAUAUAGGUGGUAAGAAUGAGCCAGAACCAGAGCAACCAAUCCCUCGAAAGGUGCAGAUUCGUUCUCUCCCUUCCUUGGAGGAUAUCGAUCCAGACGUGUUAGAUAGCAUGCACUCAUUAGGCUGCUUCCGUGACCGAAAUAAACUCUUACAGGACUUGUUGUCAGAAGAAGAAAACCAAGAGAAAAUGAUUUACUUUCUUCUGCUUGACCGGAAGGAGAGGUAUCCCAGUCAUGAAGAUGAGGAUCUUCCCCCUAGAAAUGAAAUAGAUCCCCCCCGGAAGCGUGUGGACUCCCCAAUGCUGAACAGGCAUGGGAAGCGGCGGCCAGAAAGGAAGUCGAUGGAGGUUCUCAGCGUGACAGAUGGCGGCUCCCCAGUCCCUGCUCGCAGAGCUAUUGAAAUGGCACAACAUGGACAGAGUAAAACAAUGUUCAGUAAAAGCCUGGAUAUCUCUGAAGCCAAUCCCAAAUUCAACAAAGAAGAAAGGUCUCGGUCAAUCAGCGGAGCAUCAUCUGGCCUCUCCACCAGUCCCCUCAGCAGUCCAAGGGUCACCCCUCACCCCUCUCCAAGGGGAAGUCCCCUCCCUACCCCCAAGGGGACACCUGUCCAUACGCCAAAGGAGAGCCCAGCAGGCACACCCAACCCAACACCACCAUCCAGCCCCAGCAUUGGAGGAAUGCCAUGGAGGACACGGCUCAACUCAAUCAAGAAUAGUUUCCUGGGGUCUCCUCGCUUCCAUCGCCGGAAAUUGCAAGUACCUACACCAGAGGAGAUGUCCAAUUUAACCCCGGAAUCAUCCCCAGAGCUUGCCAAAAAAUCCUGGUUUGGUAACUUCAUCAACCUGGAGAAAGAAGAACAGAUUUUUGUGGUCAUUAAGGACAAACCACUAAGCUCCAUUAAGGCUGAUAUUGUCCACGCUUUCCUCUCGAUUCCAAGCCUCAGUCACAGUGUCAUCUCACAGACAAGUUUCCGUGCAGAAUACAAGUCCACAGGAGGUCCUGCUGUCUUCCAGAAGCCAGUGAAGUUCCAGGUGGACAUAACGUACACAGAAGGGGGAGAGGCGCAGAAGGAGAAUGGGAUUUAUUCUGUCACUUUCACACUCUUAUCAGGUCCAAGCCGUCGUUUUAAGAGGGUAGUAGAAACCAUUCAGGCACAGUUGUUAAGCACACAUGACCAGCCUUCAGUGCAGCAGUUAUCAGGAAUUAUCCCGAAAAGUUAACAUGUCAGCCACGGCUUCACCUUCUGUGCUCUGCGGACACUUGUUGACGGAAGGCAACCGAUGUAGACUGUCCAAGGACCAGUCCUGUUUGAGGUUCCCAGCCUCCCCUCUCCCUUCGGGAAGUGGGUUUCUCCCCCACUUCUCCCCAAACACCUCCCCAAUGCACGCCUUUUUUUUUUUUUUUUCUCUCUCUUUUUUCUUUUUUGGUGCUCCACAAGAGAGAUCUGCUCAGUUAUGGGAUUGCACAGUCUGGGCUGAAAGGAGGUUGCAAAUUGUUGGAGUGAAACCUUUACCCUUGGCAACUUCUGUCCGCGCAGAUGAACACAGCCCGGAGGGGAGGGUGCGGGGAAGGAGAAGGGGUAGCGGGAGCGCAGUGUUUUGCGAAUCCAGAGCGCGUUCUCAUCAGAAACCAGCCAGGAGCAACUCAAAACUAAGCGUUGAACCAAGACAAAAUUGGGGAGCUUCAUCACAGGAUUUUCUUAACCUUCUUUUUCUCCCCACCACCUUUUCCUUUUCUUUUGUCCUCUUUUUUAUAUAUACAUGUAUAUAUGUGUGUAUAUUUUCAUAUAAAUAUACAUACAUACAUACAUAUAUAUAUAUAGACACAGAAUAUUUAUUUUUUUUAUACUGUAUCAUUUUGCUUUUUGACCUGCUGGAAGGGGAAAGGAAUAAAUUUAGGAGGGAGAGGGGGUUCAAUGAAUAAACACAUACAAACAAAACAUUAAACUUAGGGAAAAGGCAACUUCUGGUAGCAAAGAAGAGGGACACGACUCUGCCAAGGACUGUCUCUCCCACCACCAGGCACAGUUGCCGCUGCUGCUACUGCUGUUCCUCCUUCGACACCUUCCUCCCCAUCUGUCAGCUCCCUGCCACUGUGCCACCGUGCUGGGACCUUCUUCCACCAGCUGGAUCCUCCACCACACCCUGCAUUUAGAGGCAAUUGUUGUGUUGCUAGUGCUGCAUUGAUAUCAGUAUUAUUAUUUCUUUAAGUUACCAAUUUCAUUUGUUGGCUUGGGUGAUUUUUUCU